Molecule: messenger RNA, 1173 nt
Organism: Drosophila bipectinata
Lineage: Eukaryota; Metazoa; Arthropoda; Insecta; Diptera; Drosophilidae
Product: cyclic GMP-AMP synthase-like protein
Source: RefSeq, a predicted model, not a curated record
AAAAUGUCCUAAUUUUGGAAGAAAUUAGGAUCAGCAGCUUUAAUGAAAAGCUGCAUUAAAAGUCAUGACAAAUUGGCAUUAAAUAGGGGAAGCCCCACAUUUUACCGACGUUGUUUCGCUAUAAUCAUGAGCUUCACAAAGAAUCUAUAUACGAUUUUGGAGAAAUUCAACUUAUCCGACAAUGAUCGUAGAGCUUACACUGAUGACGCUGUAGAAAUUCAGAACUGUGUCAUUGAAAAACUGAAAAGCGCCGAUGCUACUUUUUGCCAAAUUUUCGAUGGUCUCAGUUUGUUUGGAAGCUACCUGGAUCGGGUCAAACUGGUAACUCCCGACGAAUUUGACCUACUCAUGAAACUGAAACUGCCAUUCCCAAUUACUCCGGUGAAGUGUGGUGAUGGGUUCGUCUCUCUAAAUGGGAACAUUAGGAGCUGCCUUUUUGCUGGGCCGGAUGGAUUUGUUCGACGCAACAUACUCCAAAAAUGGUUACGCGGUGUGUUCAAAAAAGUAUUCUCGAAACCUCUGCACUUUAGGGCCAUUAGUGGUCAAGUCUAUACAGUGAAUUCAUCCACAACAGCGUCCCUUCCAGGGUGUGCCCACAACAUUGAGGCUGUGAGCGCAGGUCGCACGAUCUCCUUUGAUAUGGUGCCGGCCUUCGAGUUCUCCUGGCCACAAUGGCCAUUUGACGAAACUCCGGUCCCCCCGGAGAUACGCGAGUAUUGGCCCUGGUUCGCUAUUCCGCAGAAAAUGCCGAAAUCGAAGAGCAAACUUUCAUUCAUGACUUGUGCCCCCCACUGGGAGCGCGAAAUGAUGAGGAAUUCGCAUAACUUCAGGAACGUGCUGCGUCUGAUGAAGGGACUGCGGGACGGCAGCGCCGAUGGGAUGCCUCAUCUUUCCAGCUAUAUGCUCAAAACCGUUAUGCUGCACAGACUUAAAAAUGUUGAUUGGAAAAAGGAUUUGGGCUUACUUCUACUAGAGAUGUGGUGCCAUUUGUUGGAUCAUCUUCGUUGUGGCAGACUCGAAUUCUUCUUGGCCAGUAGACACAAUAUUUUGAGUCACUUGAAGUCCGGAGAUGCAAACCAAUGUAGAGACACUGCCUUGGCGCUUAUGGUUAAGCUAAAGAAUGCUAAGGACAGUGCCAGCUAUACGGACUUGGCUAAUUGUUUUAAAAUAUAA